AUGAGCGGCCUACGGUUCCUCGACCUUGUCAAACCCUUCGUCCCCCUCGUCCCGGAGAUCCAGCUACCGGAGAGCAAGGUUCCCUUCAACAACCGGCUGGUAUGGACGGGUCUCACGCUCCUCGUCUUCCUGGUCAUGAGCCAGAUGCCGCUCUACGGCAUUGUCUCCUCAGACACGUCCGAUCCGCUAUACUGGCUGCGUAUGAUGAUGGCGAGUAACCGAGGAACGCUGAUGGAGCUGGGUAUAACGCCAAUCAUCUCGUCGGGCAUGGUUUUCCAGCUCCUCGCUGGCACUCACCUCAUUGAUGUCAACCUGGACCUGAAGUCGGACCGCGAGCUCUACCAGACCGCGCAGAAGCUCCUCGCCAUCCUCCUCUCCUUCGGUCAGGCCGUCGUCUAUGUCAUCUCCGGUCUCUAUGGCCAACCGUCCGACCUCGGCGCCGGUAUCUGCGUGCUCCUCGUCAUCCAGCUGAUAAUCGCCGGUUUGAUCGUCAUUCUCCUCGACGAGCUCCUCCAGAAGGGCUAUGGUCUUGGUAGCGGUAUCUCUCUAUUCAUCGCGACUAAUAUCUGCGAGUCCAUCAUGUGGAAGGCCUUCUCCCCGACCACCAUUAACACCGGUCGUGGCCCCGAAUUCGAGGGUGCCAUCAUUGCCCUUGUGCAUCUGCUGUUCACCUGGCCGAACAAGACUAUUGCUCUUCGCGAGGCUUUCUACCGCCAGAAUCUCCCCAACGUAAUGAACUUGCUGGCCACCGUCGUCGUGUUUGGCGCCGUCAUCUACCUCCAGGGCUUCCGCGUCGAGAUCCCGGUCAAGUCUGCCCGCCAGCGUGGUGUCCGCGGCUCGUACCCCGUCCGUCUUUUCUACACCUCCAACAUGCCCAUCAUGCUGCAGUCGGCUCUCUCCUCCAACGUCUUCCUGAUCAGCCAGAUGCUGUUCUCCCGCUUCUCGGACAACCUCCUGGUCCGCCUCCUCGGUGUCUGGGAGCCGCGUGAGGGAUCUGCCCAGCUGUUCGCUACCUCUGGCAUUGCCUACUACAUGUCCCCACCUCUCAGCAUCACUGAGGCUCUCUCCGACCCGCUUAAGACCGCUAUCUUCAUCGUCUACAUGCUCGUCGCCUGCGCCGUCUUCUCCAAGACCUGGAUCGAAGUCUCCGGCUCCUCUCCGCGCGAUGUCGCCAAGCAGCUCAAGGAACAAGGUCUUGUGAUGGCUGGUCACCGCGAGGAGUCCAUGUACAAGGAAUUGAAGCGCGUUAUCCCUACGGCUGCAGCUUUCGGUGGUGCUUGCAUCGGUGCUCUCUCCGUUGGUAGCGAUCUCCUCGGCGCUCUAGGCAGUGGAACUGGAAUCUUGCUGGCUGUCACUAUCAUCUACGGAUACUUUGAAAUUGCGGCCAAGGAGGGCGACAUGGCCGGUCUCAAGGGCAUGGUCAUGGGCUAA
Trematosphaeria pertusa is the source of this 1431-nucleotide messenger RNA. RefSeq names its product SecY protein. The coding region runs from base 1 to 1431 and encodes 476 amino acids. Gene Ontology annotation, cellular component: membrane; Sec61 translocon complex. The transcript is spliced from 3 exons. Gene Ontology annotation, biological process: post-translational protein targeting to membrane, translocation; SRP-dependent cotranslational protein targeting to membrane, translocation. NCBI's taxonomy places the organism in Eukaryota, Fungi, Ascomycota, Dothideomycetes, Pleosporales, Trematosphaeriaceae. Gene Ontology annotation, molecular function: signal sequence receptor activity; ribosome binding; transmembrane protein transporter activity. The record is from RefSeq and is a predicted model, not a curated record.